This is a messenger RNA of Humulus lupulus (European hop), 909 nucleotides long. RefSeq names its product protein AGENET DOMAIN (AGD)-CONTAINING P1-like. Lineage: Eukaryota; Viridiplantae; Streptophyta; Magnoliopsida; Rosales; Cannabaceae. The coding region runs from base 1 to 909 and encodes 302 amino acids. The transcript has 2 exons. The record is from RefSeq and is a predicted model, not a curated record.
AUGGCGCCUUCCUUGCCGUUGAACGAGGUUGUUUUUAAGGUCGGCGACGAUGUCGACGUUUUCUAUUGGAACGGGUGGUGUCGUGGUAUGGUUAUGAGGGUCUUAGAAGAGAAGUCGAGGUACGUUGUUCGGUUCCACAACUCAGGUCGAGAAGUUCUGUGUCCACUCUACAGUUUGAGGCUUCAUAUGGAAAGGAAUGAUGGGGCUUGGGUCCCACCUCUUCUACAGCAGAGAAUGUCAUCACCAACAAAUUUGGAGGCAAAGGAGAGGACUACUACUACUACUACUACUACUCAUAAUGAAUUCAACACUAGUAGUUCAAUUCGCAGCAAGGAGCCAUUGCAAUUGCUGGGAGUCAAGGAGAGGACUAUGAAAGUAGUCAAGACCGCAGAUGAUCACAAUAAGAACAAGAAUAAGCGUACGAAAAUUAAGAUCGUAUUUCGCAAAAAACCAAUAAUGGAGGCGGAGGCCAUAUUCAAAAAUGGGACUAUGGUGGAAGCUAGCAGCGACGAGAAAGGGUACGAGGGUGCUUGGUACAAAGCUAAGAUCAUCGAGGCUGUAGGGAGUGACAAGUUCUUGGUAGAAUAUCAGGACCUGGUGACCGAAGAUGAUAAUACCCAGCUAUUGAGAGAAAACGCAGAGCGGCGACAUCUUAGGCCGGAGCCGCCUUUGGUUCCAACAGUAUCCCAUUUCAAGUUGCUAGAGAAAGUGGAUGCUUGGUACAAUGACGGGUGGUGGGAAGGUGAAAUUUCGAAGGUUUUACCUGCUGGUGCGCACUAUGUCCUCUACUUCAAACACACAAACGAAGAAAUGACAUUCGCACUCUCUGAUUUGCGGCCUCACCAAGACUGGAUCAAUGGAAAGUGGUAUGCUUCGACCACCAAUACGACGAUGAAAACAGAUAUCUAG